This is a messenger RNA of Raphanus sativus (radish), 1354 nucleotides long. Its product is annotated as AT-hook motif nuclear-localized protein 19-like. The coding region runs from base 248 to 1186 and encodes 312 amino acids. Gene Ontology annotation, cellular component: nucleus. The transcript has a single exon. Gene Ontology annotation, molecular function: minor groove of adenine-thymine-rich DNA binding; DNA-binding transcription factor activity. Lineage: Eukaryota; Viridiplantae; Streptophyta; Magnoliopsida; Brassicales; Brassicaceae. The record is from RefSeq and is a predicted model, not a curated record.
GCAUCAUUCUUUUUUUUUUUUUGAGAAAAGCUUAGCAUCAUUCUUUGUCGUGUUCUUUUAUAUUUAACCUUUCUGUGUCUUGUGUUUCUCACAAAACUUUGUAAAGUGUUUUAAAAUCAAGAUCUGAAAAUCUUAUCUCCUCUAUUAGAAUCUGCUAAUCUUCUCGUUUCUAAACAAUCACUUAUAUUUCUAUAGGGCUUCACUUUUGGAAUAUAUAAUCAGAUACAACCUCGUAAUUAGGGUUUUAAUGGCGAAUCCAUGGUGGACAGGACAAGUGAAUCUCUCCGGCCUCGAGACGACGCCGCCGAGUUCCUCCCAGUUAAAGACACCAGAUCUCCACAUCUCCAUGAACAUGGCCAUGGACUCAUCAGGUCAUAACAACCAUCAUCAUCAUCACCAAGAAGUCAACACCAACAACAACAACGAUGAAGACAGAGACAACUUGAGCGGCGAGGACCACGAGCCACGUGAAGGAGCCGUGGAAGCUCCCACGCGCCGACCACGCGGACGUCCUGCUGGUUCCAAGAAUAAACCAAAGCCACCGAUCUUUGUCACGCGUGAUUCCCCAAACGCUCUCAAGAGCCAUGUCAUGGAGAUAGCUAGUGGGACUGACGUCAUCGAAACCCUAGCUACUUUCGCUAGGCGGCGCCAACGUGGCAUCUGCAUCUUGAGCGGUAACGGCACGGUGGCUAACGUCACACUCCGUCAACCAUCAGCGGCUGCCGUUGCAGCUCCCCCUGGUGGUGCGCCUGUAUUGGCCUUACAAGGGAGGUUUGAGAUUCUUUCUUUAACAGGUUCUUUCUUACCUGGACCGGCUCCACCUGGAUCCACCGGUUUAACCAUUUACUUAGCCAGUGGACAAGGUCAGGUUGUUGGAGGAAGCGUGGUGGGGCCAUUGAUGGCAGCUGGUCCGGUGAUGCUAAUAGCGGCCACGUUUUCUAAUGCGACUUACGAGAGAUUGCCUUUGGAUGAGGAAGAAGCAGCUGAAAGAGGCGGCGGAGGAGUGGUGCCAGGACAGAUCGGAGGCGUAGGUUCCCCGCUGAGUAGCGGUGGGGGUGGAGGCGACGGGAACCAAGGACUUCCGGCGUAUCAUAUGCCCGGAAAUCUUGCUUCUAAUGGCGGUGGAGGAGGACAGAUGAGCGGCCAAGAAGCUUACGGUUGGGCUCAAGCUAGGUCAGGAUUUUAACUUUGGUUAAGAUGGCUUUUUAUUUACAGCAGUUAACAAUAAAGAAUUACGUUGAUGUCUCUUAUGAUAAUGAUGAUGAAAACUAGUUGCUGCUAGUGAGCUUUAUAGUGUGUGCGUACAUUAAUAUUAUGUUCUCUCUUGACUAUGAAUAUUAUUUGCUAAAUUUCA